Molecule: messenger RNA, 1206 nt
Organism: Thlaspi arvense
Lineage: Eukaryota; Viridiplantae; Streptophyta; Magnoliopsida; Brassicales; Brassicaceae
Source: the annotation of a GenBank genome assembly
AUGCCAUGUAAGGAUAGCCGGCUGAACAACAACAGCUUAACAGGUCCUAUUCCUAUGUCACUGACUAAUAUCUCAUCACUGCAAGUGUUGGAUCUAUCAAACAACCAUCUGUCAGGAGCAGUUCCAGAUAAUGGUUCCUUUUCAUUGUUUACACCCAUCAGUUUUGCCAACAACGUGGGUCUCUGUGGCCCAGUUACGGGCCGCCCUUGCCCUGGAUCUCCUCCAUUUUCUCCACCUCCUCCAUUUGUCCCACCACCACCAAUAUCAACUCCAGCUGACUCCUUUGGACUGGCUCAUUCUCAACCUUCAAAGCUUAUUAUAUCUGGCAUUACCAGUUGCAAGCCUGUCAUGGGGAACAGUGCUACUGGAGCCAUAGCUGGAGGAGUUGCUGCUGGUGCUGCUCUCCUGUUUGCAGCCCCUGCCAUUGCCUUUGCAUGGUGGCGUCGCAGGAAACCACAAGAAUUUUUCUUUGAUGUGCCUGCUGAGGAAGAUCCUGAAGUUCACCUGGGUCAGCUCAAAAGGUUUUCUCUGCGAGAAUUACAAGUGGCAACAGAUGGUUUUAGUAAUAAAAAUAUUUUAGGAAGAGGAGGAUUUGGUAAGGUGUACAAGGGAAGACUUGCAGAUGGCUCAUUGGUGGCUGUAAAACGACUGAAAGAGGAGCGGACACCUGGUGGGGAGUUGCAAUUCCAAACAGAAGUUGAGAUGAUCAGCAUGGCUGUUCAUCGCAAUCUACUAAGGUUGCGUGGGUUUUGCAUGACUCCUACCGAACGUCUUCUUGUUUAUCCUUAUAUGGCAAAUGGAAGUGUCGCUUCAUGUUUACGAGUUCAUCUGGCGGAUUUCCCAAUUCCUAAAAUAGUAUAUACUUGCAUGGUGUGUCUUGUGAUAGAAACAGUGAAAGGGCUUUUGAAGGAGAAGAAACUAGAAUUGCUGGUUGAUCCUGAUCUGCAGAACAAAUAUGUUGGGGCUGAAGUGGAGCAGCUUAUCCAGGUUGCACUGCUUUGCACGCAAGGUUCUCCAAUGGAACGACCAAAGAUGUCAGAAGUAGUCAGAAUGCUAGAAGGUGAUGGCUUAGCUGAGAGAUGGGAUGAGUGGCAAAAGGUAGAAGUGCUCCGCCAAGAGGUUGAGCUUGCCCCGCACCCUAACUCAGAUUGGAUUGUUGACUCAACAGAAAAUCUACAUGCGGUUGAGUUGUCUGGGCCAAGGUAA